Molecule: messenger RNA, 2714 nt
Organism: Pangasianodon hypophthalmus (striped catfish)
Lineage: Eukaryota; Metazoa; Chordata; Actinopteri; Siluriformes; Pangasiidae
Exons: 2
Coding region: 124-1302 (392 amino acids)
Biological process (GO): regulation of transcription by RNA polymerase II
Molecular function (GO): RNA polymerase II cis-regulatory region sequence-specific DNA binding; DNA-binding transcription factor activity
Source: RefSeq, a predicted model, not a curated record
CAUUCUGCUGACGGCCGGAAGUGGUUCAGUGAGUGAAGCUUCUCGCUGUCACAGUGGCACACACUGAUUCAGCGGCCAAAAGGCCAGCGUGGUGUAUCCUUCACCCUUAACCAGACAAAAAAAAUGUCUAAGUUAGAGAUGUUAAACUCGUAUUUGAUGGAGCGGCUGGCUGUGGCUGUUCGGGAGAUUCUGGAGGCGGUGGAAGCCACGGUGACGGAGUACCGCACAGAGACCGCGCAGACACGCAUCGAAAACGAAAGCCUGAAACAGCAGCUCCGAGAGCUUCUCACUGCAGCGCCAGACCCAGUUCACAGGUCCUCCAAAUCUGGCUCAGAAGAAAUCUCUCCUUGUGGGCAGCAGGACUGGGGCUUGAGCCUGGAAGAACAAGCAGAACCUCUAGAAGUGAACCAGAGCCAAGUGCUAAGUGAAGGUUCAGUCGGGAAGAAGAGGCCACAGACACUAGACCUGGUACCGGUUUGCAAAAAUGACCCCGAUCCCGAGGUGAAAACCCUCAGUGCGGACUUAUGCACAGAGAAUCCACCUUCUGCAAACACAGAUGAGAACAACUUUCAAGAAAUGUUGUUGCCAGUUGUAAAACUGCACAGGGUGAAGCUUGAACCAGAAGAGAAGCGAAUUCCAGUAUCAUUACCAGACACUGACCUUCCUAUAGACUCAGGCCCUUCGUACAGCCCUGAAUCCCCUCCGAGCGUGCUCAGUCCCAGCACAGGCAGCCAUAAUGCCUUGAUCUCAGAGGUGACAGAGAGAGAAGAGCUCCACAACACGGCUCAGCCGAAUCAGACAAGGAGCAUGGAGAAUGUGAGUAAAGAGGUGCGCAAUGAAGUGCUGUAUAAAUGUUCACAUUGCCGAAAGGCAUUCACAGAACUGAAAAGGCUACAGGUGCACCAGCAAGCUCAUGAGCGGGCCUUCGGCUGCAACUGGUGCGGCAAGGGCUUCUACCAGUCAGCUGACCUUCGGCGCCACUUGCGCACACACACUGGAGAGAGGCCCUACUUAUGCACCUGGUGCUCCAAGAGCUUCAGCCAGAGGAGCAACCUGCGGCGACACGUGCGUAUUCACACAGGAGAGAGGCCGUACAGGUGCGCCCACUGUGAGCGCAGCUUCAGUGACAGCCACACACUGAAGAAACACCAACGCAAACAUUAUGAUGAGCGCUACAAUUGCUCUCUCUGUGACCAGAGCUUCACUGUGGCCAGGUCACUGCAGCUUCACCUGGUAAAGCAGCACCUCAUCGACAAAGACAGCCAAAGUCAACAGCAAGUGGCCUUUCGGAAUCAAACGUAGACUAUACUCCUCUCUUACCAACCCGGUGUUCUGAAGUAUUGAACUGCUUGAUAUUUUUAAAUAUUAUUAUCUGUUUAUCUGUUUUGCAGAAGCUCACAGUUUGGCCAUGCAGUCAUGUAGGAAAGUCAGACUGCCUUGUGGAAAACUUUGUGCUUUUUAUGAUACAGUGAUAUGUCCAUGAUUUAAUUACAAAUAUUAUACACUUAUCUGCCCCAUGAUUUUUUUUACUUUAUGUUAAAAGUAAAAAGAUAAAAUAUCUAUAUAUCCUCAUAAAAUAUGCUCUUUUUUCUGACCUCACCAUGCACUUCACCUGAAGAUGUGUAAGAUUUGUGUCUUGUUUAACACUUGUUACAACUCAAGAUCAAAAUUUAAUGGAUUUUAGCAAUGCUGCAGUGUUUGCUAUGUUUUCUCCUUUCCCCUCGGUUUAAUUAUCAUGCCACGUCACAUCAGUUUGGAGGCGUUAUGCCUCCGCCACUUGCAAAAAUGCUUAUGCUUAUGAGGGACUGCUGAAGCUGCAAAGCUGCAAAGAAGAAACAGCAGCUACAUCAGUCGUUUCAAAGCUAUUAAUAAUGAUUCAUUUUUUUCUGGUGGAUAUGUAGCAAAUAGGAACACCACAGUGGCUCAGUAAAUUAGGACAAUAAUAUUUAUACAUGCACGCAAAAGCAGGAAAUAAAAGCUUCUUUAUUCCUCAAAGGAUGUAGGCUUUGUAUGUCACAGGUUUGAGAUUUAUCAAUAAACUAAAACUGCACUGAGUGAAUCAUCAGACACUUCAUACAUGCAAUAAACAUGUAAUAAAUGUGUUAUGUUUUGGGGUGAAGUUUCUCUUUAAGUCUAGCCUGGGACUAAAUUCAUUUCCAAGGUUUAUUUUUGGAUGUUUUUGAUAGAGUAUAAAGCAAUUGUCAGGUCUGAGGAGUUCUGCUUCAGCUAGGAGCAUAACUAAAGGUGCAGUGUGUAAUUUUUAUCAGUGCUGCUAGGAUAGCUAAAGCAUAAUAUCAACCAUACCUUGGAAAAAAUAUGAUUGGAAAUGUUGCCAUGCCACAAAUAUGGCUAAUGUCUUUGUUUCACUUCUGUUUGUGCACCUUUUCCCUAAAAGUGGAAUUCACAAAGCAUGUAAUUUCAGCAGAGGGGAAAGUGUCACUUAGAGAGAAGUAUAGGGCUUGCCAAUUAUUUCAAUGCAAUGUGCUUUAUCAGCAGCAGAUGACUCUAAGUCUUAUAAACUGUGUAUUUAAAUGAAAAAAAAACUAGGCAACUCCAGCUACUUUACAAUACUCCAAACCACUUUCAAAGGUGUCUUUGUUAUUAAAUGAUUGUUAAUGGCCUAGAGACAACGUUAUAUAAUAUAAACUGCACCUUUAAGUGUUUUUGGUUUACACGUUUACAACUUGUUACUGGCUGCUAUAAUGGGAAGGGGA